Molecule: messenger RNA, 1767 nt
Organism: Varanus komodoensis (Komodo dragon)
Lineage: Eukaryota; Metazoa; Chordata; Lepidosauria; Squamata; Varanidae
Product: copine-5
Exons: 21
Coding region: 1-1767 (588 amino acids)
Biological process (GO): cellular response to calcium ion
Cellular component (GO): plasma membrane
Molecular function (GO): calcium-dependent phospholipid binding
Source: RefSeq, a predicted model, not a curated record
AUGGAGGAGGACGUAAUGGACAAACUCGAGGACAUGGCGUCGGUGAGGGACUUCGACCCCCUCGCGGGCAGCAUCCCCGCCACCAAAGUGGAGAUCACCGUCUCCUGCAGGAAUCUUCUGGAUAAGGAUACAUUCUCCAAAUCAGAUCCAUUAUGUGUGCUGUAUUCUCAGGGCAUAGAAACCAAACAGUGGAGAGAGUUUGGCAGGACUGAAGUCAUCGACAACACUUUGAACCCUGACUUUGUGCGCAAGUUCAUCCUUGACUACUUCUUUGAAGAGAAGCAGAAUCUGCGUUUUGAUCUUUAUGAUGUGGACUCAAAGAGCCCUGACCUGUCAAAACAUGAUUUCCUUGGCCAGACUUUCUGCACACUGGGCGAGAUUGUUGGGUCCUCGGGAAGCCGCUUGGAGAAGCCUCUGAUGAUGGGAGCAUUUACAUUACAUUCCAAAACUGGGAAGCCCAUGCCUUCUGUCUCCAAUGGGGGGAUUCCCGGCAAGAAGUGCGGCACCAUCAUUCUGUCAGCCGAGGAACUGGGAAACUGCAGAGAUGUGGCCACAAUGCAGUUCUGUGCCAACAAGCUGGACAAGAAAGAUUUCUUUGGAAAAUCUGACCCAUUCAUGGUUUUCUACAGAAGUAAUGAGGAUGGGACAUUUACCAUCUGCCACAAAACGGAAGUGGUGAAGAACACGCUGAACCCGGUGUGGCAGUCCUUCACUAUUCCUGUGCGAGCCCUGUGUAAUGGAGACUAUGACAGAACUAUAAAAGUAGAGGUAUACGACUGGGACCGAGAUGGCAGCCAUGAUUUCAUUGGGGAGUUCACCACCAGCUAUCGUGAACUGGCACGAGGACAAAGCCAGUUUAAUGUCUAUGAGGUGGUGAAUCCAAAAAAGAAAAUGAAGAAAAAGAAAUACAUUAACUCAGGAACAGUGACAUUGCUCUCAUUUGCCACUGAAUCGGAACACACAUUUCUAGACUACAUCAAAGGAGGGACACAGAUCAAUUUCACUGUGGCCAUUGACUUCACAGCUUCCAAUGGCAACCCCUCUCAGUCAACUUCACUUCACUAUAUGAAUCCAUACCAGCUCAAUGCCUAUGCUAUGGCACUGAAGGCUGUUGGCGAAAUCAUCCAGGACUACGACAGCAACAAAAUGUUCCCGGCACUUGGAUUUGGAGCCAAAAUCCCACCUGAUGGGCGUGUAUCCCACGAGUUCCCCUUGAAUGGCAACUCUGACAAUCCUCACUGUAGUGGGAUAGAAGGAAUCCUUGAAGCCUAUCACCAGAGCCUGAAGACUGUCCAGCUUUAUGGCCCAACCAACUUCGCACCGGUGGUUAACCAUGUAGCCAGGUAUGCUGAAGCAGUGCAGGAUGGCUCCCAAUAUUUUGUUUUGCUCAUCAUCACUGAUGGUGUGAUAUCGGACAUGGCCCAGACAAAAGAAGCGAUUGUCAAUGCUGCCAAGCUGCCCAUGUCCAUCAUCAUUGUGGGAGUUGGACAGGCUGAAUUUGAUGCUAUGGUGGAGCUGGAUGGAGAUGACAUCCGAAUCUCAUCUCGUGGGAAGAUUGCUGAACGUGACAUUGUCCAGUUUGUCCCCUUCCGAGAUUACAUUGACCGCACCGGAAACCACGUCUUGAGUAUGGCACGGCUGGCUAAGGAUGUCCUUGCUGAAAUCCCAGAACAGUUCAUCUCCUACAUGAAGGGACGAGGCAUCAAACCCAACCCAGCACCACCUCCCUACACCUCCACGGGCCACACCCUCCAGACAGAAAUCUGA